AUGUCCGCUUUACAGAACAAGUUCAAGGCUCGAUUAUCCGGGUCAAGAUUUCGCAUUCUAAACGAAGAACUAUACACGACUACUUCACAGACGGCCUUUCAAAGAUUCUCGAGUAACCCCGAGUUGUACGAUCAAUACCACGAAGGCUUCCGGCACCAGGUCGAACAAUGGCCGAUCAACCCAAUCGACGUCAUCGUCCAAACACUUCGCAAUCAGGUCGGCAGCAAGAGAUCCGACAACAAGAUCAUUAUUGCCGAUUUUGGAUGCGGGGAUGCCCAGCUGGCGACACAGCUUUUGAAAGUUAGUGUCAUGGGAAGUUGUCCAUUUGAGGUCCAUUCGUUUGAUCUCGUCGCGUCCUGCAAUCUGGUUACGGCAUGUGACAUGUCCAAUGUCCCGUUGAACGCGAAGGUCGUGGAUGUUGCUAUCUUCUGUCUUUCACUGAUGGGAACCAAUUUAGCCGACUUUGUUCGCGAAGCGCAUCGGACCUUGAAGGACACUGGUCGACUCAAAAUUGCGGAAGUUCGGUCGCGUUUUGAAAGCCGCUCGGGCAAGGAUGAAUUAAAGGAUUUCAUCGACGUGCUGGACAAGCUUGGUUUCGAAUGUAUCAAAACGGACCGGUCGAACAAGAUGUUCGUGUUGCUUGAUCUGACAAAGAAUGGUAAGCCUCCAAGGAAGGAAAUAGAAUUCACUGCGAAACCUUGCAUAUAUAAGCGAAGAUGA
Molecule: messenger RNA, 720 nt
Organism: Phaeodactylum tricornutum CCAP 1055/1
Lineage: Eukaryota; Bacillariophyta; Bacillariophyceae; Surirellales; Neidiaceae
Exons: 1
Coding region: 1-720 (239 amino acids)
Cellular component (GO): nucleolus
Molecular function (GO): methyltransferase activity
Source: RefSeq, a predicted model, not a curated record